Molecule: messenger RNA, 5522 nt
Organism: Oryzias melastigma (Indian medaka)
Lineage: Eukaryota; Metazoa; Chordata; Actinopteri; Beloniformes; Adrianichthyidae
Product: centrosomal protein of 170 kDa protein B
Exons: 16
Coding region: 166-4911 (1581 amino acids)
Molecular function (GO): protein binding
Source: RefSeq, a predicted model, not a curated record
ACGGAACCGAUCCGCUUCCCCAGCCCGGUCCUGCGGGGGGGCUCCGAUGCUCUGUCCGCGCAGCAGCGCGUCCGUCCGGCCUGUACAGCGGAGGAGAACCGCGGAGGAGCAGCUGCAGCAUCUGAGGAGGAGGAUGCUCUGAGGCUCCCCGGCGGUACUGUGAAGAUGAGUGUGACCUCAUGGUUCCUGGUGAGCAGCUCAGGUACUCGGCACCGCCUCCCUCAAGAAAUGAUCUUUGUGGGCCGAGAGGACUGUGAGCUCAUGCUGCAGUCUCGCAGCGUGGACAAGCAGCAUGCUGUCAUCAACUACAACCCAGCAACUGACGAACAUCUAGUGAAGGACCUGGGCAGCCUGAAUGGGACGUUUGUGAAUGACCUGCGGAUCCCUGACCAGACCUACAUCACCCUCAAACAGUCUGACAUCAUCCGCUUCGGAUACGAUUCUCAUGUCUACGUACUGGAGAAGAGUCAACACAAAGUCCCAGAGGAGGCUCUGAAGCAUGAGAAGUACUCCAGUCAGCUGCAGAUGAGGCUGAAGGCCGUGGAGGAGAAGAAGAGGGAGGAGCAGGAGCAGAUCCGCGGUGAUCGGACUCAGAGCUCCAAAAGUCUGACUCAAGAGGCCCCGGUGAGUCGGCCCACUCCUCUCUACGGCCAGCCAUCCUGGUGGGGGGAGGAGGAUUAUGGGAGUAAAGUUCAGAGUAGCGAAGAGCCUCUUCCAGAUGUGCAGAAAAGCGCCCCUUCUGUGGAUCCCGGCCUGUCCGGAUCGCUGUCAGAUGCACAACCGGACUCUUUGUUUCCUUCAUACAACCGUGAGCCCAGCUACUUUGAGAUCCCUACCAAGGAUUUUCAGCAUCCUAAAACUAUAGGGGGGGAGCUCCAUGAAAUCCCAACUAAAGACACGGACACGCUCGUGACCCUGCCCUCCCCUCCUAGUCCCACCCCCCCUGUUGUCCAGAGUCACGCCUCCUUCACUAUUGAGUUUGACGACUGCACUCCUGGAAAGAUCAAGAUCAAAGACCAUGUCACAAAGUUCUCCACCCGGCAGCGGCGGCAGCAGGCUUCGCUCACCAAGACCAGCAUCCCCCCUGCGCCUGCAGAGAUGAUGUCAGCAGAGAACAAGGUUGCUGAUUGGCUGGUUCAUAGUGAUGUCAGUAUGAUCAAGAAGAGAGCUCCAAGCGAAGAUGUUUAUAGCACCAAAAGUGAUCUUGCUAUGAACAUCAAGCUGCUGAAAGCAGGUCACCACCAUGAUGAUGGAACCCAGAGUGAUUCAGAGGAUCCUGUUCUCAAAGACAGAGGUCAAUCUUUUCCCUCCGCCCCACCACAGCAAUCAGAGAGGUCACAGCGCACCCCCCAGUCAGGUCCACCUGUAGCUCCUGCAGAGGAGCUCCUGCAGUAUUCUCCACCUACACCAGCUCCAGCAUCACAGAUGGCCAACAAGCCACUGUCCCAAAGCCCUCCCCAGCCUCCAUCGCCUACAGAGAUGCCUAAACAAGCCCUCCCUGACCAUCUCUCUCAACAGGCCUUCAUCAUCGAGUUCUUCGAUGACAAUCCACGGAAGAAGCGCUCUCAGUCCUUCACUCACAACCCCGCUAACACUGACUCUUACUCCACACUCAAGACAAAACUGGAACGACGGAAAGGUGGGGAGAGGCCAGCAUCAGUGCAUGGGCAUGUCUACCCUACCCAGCAGGUAACCGUUCCUCUAAAGAGCCAAGGCCAUGCAGGGCCCCAGAGGUCCAGCUCUCUGAAGAGGGAGAAGACUGAGGGGGAGGGUGCUUCCUCAGCUUCCACGCCUCGCUCUUCAUCAGGAAUCAUUAUUAGGUCCUUUGGCAGCAUUGGUAAGAAAUCAAAACUCUCCCAGGAAUUUUCUGCAGAAAUCCUCAAAGACUCUGGUGAGAAAGACACUUGCCCCACCAGAGACAAGAUGCCCCCCCCUCCAAAGUCUGCACCUGCUGAGAUGGUUACCCCUUAUUAUACACGGAUGGCAUUUCCACCUGAACCCCCUUCACCUUCUUCAGUGUCCUACCCCACGUCCCCCCCACAGCCUCUGGAAGUGUUAAAGCCCCCAUCCAGUACGGUUGGCAGGCUGGACUUUUCAGCCCACACAUCUGAACCCCCCAUGUCCACUUGUGCCCGUGAGGGAGAUCCCAAAGAUUCCCAAAGGAUCCUGAGGCACGAGGAAGAUGACAGUCUGAGUGACGCUGGGACGUACACCAUUGAAACGGAAUCUCAGGAUAAAGAGGUGGAGGAGGCUCGCAACAUGAUCGACCAGGUGUUUGGUGUCCUUGAUUCUCCAGAGUACAGCGGUUCUUCACCUGGGGUCUACAGACCUGUUAUAAGUGAUGACAAAGAUGGGCAAGAUAACCUGCCAUGUGUGGAUAGAUCCACAGAGUCAUUCCAUAACUUUGUCCAAGUUCCAGUCAGUUCCCCCCCAGCAGCCCCUAUAGAGAUUCCUGUUCGCUCAGUAGAUCUGGAGGGACCAAAGUGGGUUUCCCACUGGGCCAGUUUAGCUGACACUGGUGUUGACUCUGGUUCCACUCUGCAUCAAGAAGGAUGUCUGGAAGAUUUGCACUGCAUGAGCCGCUCAAUGGGAACCUUCAGCUACGACAACUCUGACCUGGAGUUGAGCCACAGCGGCAGGACAAGACGACUGCUCCCUCAGGUGCCUCUAGAAAAGCUGGACUGCAUCACACCAAGUAUCUCGAUUCGACAUGAAUCUCACCUAAUCCAGACACCUUCAGACCGGGUUUCUGCUCCAACCCACACACAGGAGUCCAGCCAGUGCCUGUCUGUUCAGGAUGACGUUGACCCUGACAGCCUUAGUGAUGCCAGUCGCUCUGACGAUGGUCUAGUUCUGGAGAGAGCAAAGAACAAUCAGGCCAGGAAUGAAAAUAUACCGGUCUGUACAGCAGGCUUUCAAUUUAAAGCUGAGGAGAAAGUCUCUCCCUCUAACAAGUCCACCUGUUUUUAUAUUGGUUCUGAUGACUAUCCGAGCAAAUCUGAUAAGGUGCGCAGUCUAGCACAGACUGAAAGAACACGAGAACCCUCAGCCAAAGCUCCCCCUACAACAGUUCUGGUCCGCCACCUGAGUGGACAUGAAACCAAGAGGACAGGUAUCAAAGCCAACAGUUCUGCUCCAAACCUCCAAACGCAAGACAAGGACACCACCUCUGCUAAGGAUAGUUGUAUUUCCUGCUUUGUUCGGCAAGAGAGUUUCACGAAAGACCAGCCCAGGGACGCAGUGCAGAUAAAAAAACUUCCCCACAUCUCCAGUCAGCCAUCUAUCAGAGACAUGGAGCAGAAACAAGGAGACAUGCAUGACGCUCAGUUCUUUUUUCAGGAGCCUGCAGGUUCUCUGUCUACACUAGAGACAAAAAUGUCUUCAUCGGGUUCUGGUCGGAGCUCCAAGAAGGGGGGCUCCUCCAGUCAAGUGGACAAUUCUCUGUCAGGUGAGUCCGAUGUGGACUCUGCAAGCACAGUGAGCCAGGUCAGUGGUCAAAAUGCUCCAGUCAGCUCCUCCUCUAAAAAGCGUGCAGCUAUCAGCAUUCUUCAGAAAGAGAAGUCCUCUUCCAGUCCCUCCAUCCAAGCAAAAGGCCGGCAGCCCAGUGCUCGAGAACGCCUUUCGGAGAAGCGUCGCAACCAGAUAACACCUGACGCACAAGGUAAAGCCGACACAGGGAUGCGCAUGCAGAUGCGCCGGAGUGCAGGUAACUGUGGCUCUCUGGAUCUCACAAAGCAUGGUGUGCUUCCAAACUCAAACGAUUCAGCUCCUUCAAAUCUGGAAACACCCGGCCCAUCCACUCGCACCAAGAAAAGUGUUGCUCCCCUUCAGAGAGAAGAUGAUGGAAAAACACCAAAAACAGCCAGUCAACAAGUUCUAACCCGGUCCAACAGCCUGUCGGCUCCAAGGCCAACUCGAGCUUCAAUGCUGCGACGUGCACGGCUGGGUGAGGCUUCAGAUAACGAGGGUGCUGAGACUGACCGGGCCUCUCAGAGUUCUGACCAUACCCCUGCUCCAACCAAAGGCUCUGCUGAGGGGAAAAAGCUGUCCAGGUUGGACAUCUUAGCCAUGCCCAGGAAGAGAACUGGUUCUUUCACAGGUCCCAGUGACACAGAGUCUUCCCUCACCAGUCGUUCUGGAUUCUCUGGUCGCAACGUAGACACAAGCAGGAAAAAUUCAGUGGUUGAUUCCCGCCAAUCAGCUAGUAGAGGCUCCAGAGGUCCAGUGAAGCAGUCACUGACCCGAACCCGUUCCACUGGUGCAAAGUACUCUAGCAGUGGCACACGUCGAACACAGAAGGGCUCAGACUUGUCUUCCUCCGAGGAAGAGUACGAUGCAAACCCUGGCACAUUUAAAUCCAAGCGUUCCUCAAAUUUGACCGCCUCAGUCCAGACUCCUCGCAGCCAGCGGACUGCUGCCACCAGAUCCAAGUCUGUGUCCUUGGAAACAGAAGAAGACGAUGACCAAAACGAUGUUGAUCCGUACCAGAACUGGUCUACACAUAGUGCCGAGAUUGCAAAGCUUAGUCAGGAUCUAGCCAAAGAUCUGGCCAUUCUGGCAAAAGAGAUUCAUGAUGUUGCUGGAGACGGGGACCCUCCAAAUCCUGAAGGGGGCACCACCACCUCGACUAGUUUGCCACAUAACAACACACCAGACUGCACCAUUUCUGCCAGGGACGAGCUGGUCCAGCAUAUCCCUGAGGCCAUUUUAAACCACCAGAAGCUUCCUCCAGGUCCUGCUGAGGUCUUGGACCUGGACGCAAAUAUGAAUGAGCCAGAUCCCACUUCUAAGCAGUGGCAGCCGUGGAGCCACAGUGAGGUGAUGCUGGACAAUGUGAUGCUGAACCCCGUGUCCCAGCUCUCCCAGGCUAUCCGGGAAAACACGGAGCAGCUGGCAGAGAAAAUGAAGUAAGAACAAGUUUUUGAGUGUUCCUAUAAAACCCAAACAGUCUGAUGUUCAACCAUAAAGCUGACACACAGAAAACACUAAUAUUCUAAUUCUAUGGGUAAUUGCAGUCUUUAUGAAAGCAGGAAUAUUUUGUCCUCUUAGUGUUAAAUUCCAUGCUUGCCUUGCCUGCACUCUGAACUUCUUUAAAAAAUGAUGGUGUCAGAAAAUGCAACCACACAUCCCAACACUUUGGUGUGCCGCCACCAAGUUCUGGUCAAUUCAGAGGGUUGCCUAAAGAAAAGCAUCUGGAAUAAAACCAAAGCCAGAUUAGAUGGGAAUCUCUGUGGACCAGGUGAGACUGUGAUCUGUGGUGAGAGCAGAUGGAGGAACAGCAGGUGGAGGUUUGUUUUGAUAAAAGAGAGGAAUGAAGGUCAGCUGCAGCAAGACAGAAUCUAAUUGUAAAUGAGAGGAACUGAAGAGGAACGGUGAGGCUGCAGGGAGCAGAGAUGGAGAAGGUGGAGGACUGUAAGAUCUUAGAGUCAACAGUCCAGAUCAACAGAGUUGGAAAGAGGGGAAGAGGUGUCUGUAAAUACGUUAGAACAGAUGGAGGAAAGUUUCAGGUAUGAUGUGUUACC